This is a messenger RNA of Diuraphis noxia (Russian wheat aphid), 669 nucleotides long. RefSeq lists its product as uncharacterized. Gene Ontology annotation, biological process: sensory perception of taste. The record is from RefSeq and is a predicted model, not a curated record. Gene Ontology annotation, cellular component: membrane. Lineage: Eukaryota; Metazoa; Arthropoda; Insecta; Hemiptera; Aphididae.
AUGUGUUGCAUAGAAACUCAAUUUGUCUCCCAAUGUUUUUUAAUCUACACCAGAUUCCGAGGAAUUAACGAUGAUUUGAAAAAWAUACGUAAUGAAAACGUCAACUAUGUUAAAUACCCGUUUAUAAUGGGAUCUUCAGCAACAAUGUGGAAAGAUUACAAAAAAUCGUUCCAGUGCGUAAGAUAYGACAAAGACUUUUAUCGACCUCGGCUUAUUAGCCACCCAAUGUCCAACUCUGUGGAGAUACUUAGAAUUAAGCAUUGGCUAACUCGCCAAGCCGUGGACAUCCUCAAUAACCUGUUGGGUAUCCAAAUGGGACUGUCGGUGUUCUUAUUGUGGGUAAUGGCCGUGUUUGAUAUCUAUUAUGAGAUAUUUUACAACUCUCCAUCUAAAUUAUUAGUUUACGGUUGGUUGUUACAAUACACUCUGAGAUUGUUCAUGAUUACCUUAGUAGCACACUACACAACAAAACAGGCAUUAAAAUCAAAAUCAAUCAUUUUAGAUACAAAUAAUCAAAUGUUGGAUAAUAGUACAAAGGAAGAGUUGUUGCUGUUUGUGAAUCAAAUACGUCACCAAUCUAUCGAAUUUACUGCGUAYGAUUUUUUCACAUUGAAUACACAGAUUAUAAAAUCAUUGCUUUUAACCAUAGGCAUACCCUAUCUUAUUUAA